CAAAUUCUCCCUCUCGUACUCCCACUUUCUGAUCUUACUCUUAUCUCUUCCCCCUCAAACACCCACCAAAGCUUUCGCCAAAUUUGACGUCUUUCACAAAACCCAUUAUCCAGAACGCAAUUCCACUGCAAUCCUUUUCCCAACUUUUGGAUCAAAGGAGUUUGUUUCACCGAUUCAGAACAUGGGUCACGUAAAUCUGCCGGCAUCAAAGCGAAACCCGCGGCAAUGGAAGCUGCUCGACAUAGUUUCAGCUGCAUUCUUUGGGUUGGUUCUGCUUUUCUUCCUGUUGGUGUUCACCCCUCUUGGAGAUUCUAUGGCUGCCUCCGGCAGGCAAGCGUUGCUGCUCUCCACGUCGGAUCCCAGGCAGCGUCAUCGGUUGGUGGCUCUGAUGGAGCUCGGCCACCAUCACCAACCCAUCGAGGCCUGCCCUGCAGAUUCUGUCGAUCACAUGCCGUGUGAGGAUCCCAGGAGAAACAGCCAGCUUAGUAGGGAGAUGAAUUAUUACAGAGAGAGGCACUGUCCGCCGCCUGACGAGAUGCCGCUCUGCUUGAUCCCUCCUACUCAAGGCUACAAGAUUCCUGUGCAGUGGCCUGAGAGCUUACACAAGAUAUGGCACUCCAACAUGCCACACAACAAAAUUGCAGACAGGAAAGGUCAUCAGGGAUGGAUGAAAGAGCAGGGACCCUACUUUAUCUUUCCUGGUGGUGGCACAAUGUUCCCUGAUGGAGCAGUAUCAUACAUUGAGAAACUUGGGCAGUAUAUCCCCAUUAGUCGUGGAACUCUAAGGACUGCCCUUGACAUGGGAUGUGGGGUUGCAAGUUUUGGGGGUUCUUUGUUGUCUGAAGACAUUUUGACCCUAUCAUUUGCUCCAAGAGAUUCACACAAAUCACAGAUACAAUUUGCCCUGGAAAGAGGGAUACCUGCUGUUGUUCUAAUGCUUGGCACUCUCAGACUUCCAUUUCCUGCAUUUUCAUUUGACAUAAUUCACUGUUCUCGGUGCUUAAUCCCUUUUACAGCCUACAAUGCAACUUAUUUCAUUGAAGUGGAUCGGCUACUUCGCCCUGGAGGGUACCUGGUCACCUCUGGGCCCCCUGUACAGUGGGCUAAACAAGAUAAGGAGUGGGCAGACCUCCAGGCUGUGGCAAGGAUAUUGUGCUAUGAGUUGAUUGCAGUGGAUGGAAACACUGCCAUUUGGAAGAAACCUGUUGGAGAUUCAUGCCUGCCCAACCAAAAUGAAUUUGGACUUGAAUUAUGUGAUGGAUCGGAUGACCCAAGCUAUGCAUGGUACUUUGAAUUAAAAAGAUGUGUGACUAGAAUGUCUUCUGUGAAGGGAGAAUGUGCUGUUGGAAAAAUCCCAAAGUGGCCAGAAAGGCUCAAAAAGGCUCCUUCAAGGACCUUGGUCCUGAAAAAUGGAAUAGAUUUGUUUGAAGCUGACUCAAAAAGGUGGGCAAGGAGAGUGGCUUAUUAUAAGAAUACUUUGAACUUGAAGCUUGGGACUCCAGCUAUACGCAACAUCAUGGACAUGAAUGCAUUGUUCGGGGGUUUUGCAGCAGCACUCAUAUCAGAUCCUGUGUGGGUGAUGAAUGUUGUUCCUGCCCAGAAGUCAUCAACCCUUGGAGUUAUUUAUGACAGAGGCCUUAUUGGAGUCUAUCAUGACUGGUGUGAACCCUUCUCAACCUAUCCCCGCACAUAUGACCUCAUCCACGUAGUUGGGAUCGAAUCACUAACAAAAAAUCCAGGUUUGAGCAAGAGCAGGUGUAAUCUUGUGGACUUAAUGGUAGAGAUGGAUCGCAUGCUGCGUCCAGAAGGAACAGUUGUGAUUCGUGAUUCUCCUGAAGUAAUUGACAAAGUAGGACACAUAGCUCAUGCAGUCAGGUGGACAGCUACCAUAUAUGAAAAGGAACCAGAAUCACAAGGUAGAGAGAAAAUCCUUGUUGCAACCAAAACCUUCUGGAAGUUAUCUUCAUCAUCCCACUGAGACAGCCAUUGUUCUUGAUAAUUUAGGUAUCUCUUUUCCUGUCAUUUCUUUCAUACUCUAAUUAAGCCAAGAUGUUUUCUCCAUGCAUCAAAAAUAGAUGCAAUCUCAAUUCUUGGUUCUGAGUUGGUUUAUUUAUAUCUAGAAACAGUAGGUUUAGAAUGUAAAAGAAAGCAUAAGAAUCAAAAUUGCAGUUCUAACUUUAUUUAUUUAUUUAUUUUUUCUGUUGAAUUCACAUACAAGUUGCAAUGAAAAUAACUGUUAGCAUGGAUUAUAUAACUCACCAGCAUUCAUCAUUGCUUGUCGUUGACAUCCUCUAGUAUCUAUUGAGGGACUGUGAUUUUAGUUAGAGUAGCCCUCAAACGUGCCAACUUCCAUGUUAUUGUGAUGGCUAGUGGUGCUCAUUUUUUCCAUUGUGUCUAGUAGAACAUAUCCAGGGAUGCUGGAUCUCAUAACAGACGCACUUGGGGCAAGUUAGUGCUUCGUAGAGGAAUAUGGUAACUAAGCCAAAUUGUCCUGACUUGCCUCCAAAACUUAUCCAAUAGCUUUUGCAUUCCAUUGUAUUUUCUUUUUGUUUCAGUUUUCUGCAGGUACAUGGUCUAUUUAUUGUCAUUAGUAUCAUUGGGCCACAAGAUUGGUGUCAGUCAUCAUUGUUGAUAGGUUCUUGCAAGGGAUGGUUGUCCCUUCUUUUGAUUGUUGCACGUAUAAACGUCCCAAAUUUAGAUUGAUAUUACAUAUUUGAAGCCCUUUGUCUCUACUUGGCUAUAAGAUGUACAUAAUCUUGAAAUAAGCUCCUCAGUUUUCCCGUUGCAUUUUGAUUUAAAUUGUGUGUCCUAUCUUUGCCUCCCCAUGUGCAUGUACACACGAAUGUUUUCUGCCAUUCCACAGAUGCUUUCUUGGUGCACAUCACAGAUUAAACAGGCCAUAGAUGA
This is a messenger RNA of Rubroshorea leprosula, 2907 nucleotides long. Lineage: Eukaryota; Viridiplantae; Streptophyta; Magnoliopsida; Malvales; Dipterocarpaceae. The record is from the annotation of a GenBank genome assembly.